Messenger RNA from Exserohilum turcica Et28A, 600 nucleotides. RefSeq lists its product as uncharacterized. Gene Ontology annotation, molecular function: DNA binding. The record is from RefSeq and is a predicted model, not a curated record. The transcript is spliced from 2 exons. Lineage: Eukaryota; Fungi; Ascomycota; Dothideomycetes; Pleosporales; Pleosporaceae. Gene Ontology annotation, cellular component: nucleus. The annotation marks the transcript as partial.
AUGGGCGUAAUUGGCUCAAUGAAGGUAGUCACAGGCGCAGAGCGUCGUACGAGGCCUACUCUCACGCAGCCAGGCAAUCGCGAGUGGGUUACAGUCAUCCAGAGCAUCUGCGCUGCGGGAUACGCUACCCCGCCAUUCAUUAUCUACAAGGGACGCGUCCACAUCUCUGCAUGGUACGAAGAAGCGGAUAUACCGUACGACUGGAAGCUUUCAGUAUCAGAGAACGGCUGGACGAACAAUGAGCUUGGUCUCGCGUGGUUAAAGCACUUUGACGAGCAUACAAAGACGCAAUUUAAGGAUUACUGCCUCGUACGAAAGAUCCUUACCCUCUGUAUGCCUGCUCAUUCAUCGCACAUACUUCAGCCACUUGACGUUGUCUGCUUUUUGCCUCUUAAGCACAAGUACUCUCAACGCGUACGAGACUUGGCACGCCACCAUGUCUGGCAUAUUAAUAAGGAGCGCUUCCUUCCAGCCUUUCGAGACGCGUUUUUUGACGUGUUUACGUCCGAUAACUGCAAGAAGGCCUUUGAGGCAGCAGGGCUAGUCCCUAUCGACGCGCAGAGAGUUAUUGAUCGCCUUGACGUACGCCUUCAUACUCCA